Molecule: messenger RNA, 4985 nt
Organism: Lytechinus variegatus (green sea urchin)
Lineage: Eukaryota; Metazoa; Echinodermata; Echinoidea; Temnopleuroida; Toxopneustidae
Product: sodium-driven chloride bicarbonate exchanger-like
Exons: 24
Coding region: 463-3888 (1141 amino acids)
Biological process (GO): monoatomic anion transport; transmembrane transport; bicarbonate transport
Cellular component (GO): plasma membrane
Molecular function (GO): solute:inorganic anion antiporter activity; sodium:bicarbonate symporter activity; monoatomic anion transmembrane transporter activity
Source: RefSeq, a predicted model, not a curated record
GAAGCCAAGAGACAUUGUCUUCACGUCCCAUCCCAAAUCUUGACGUUCCCUAUAUACAUCUCUCGUCCUGGUUUCUUAUUAGGACCUCUUACAAGAGAACCAAAACUAUCUGCAGGAGUAAGGAACGUCACCCAAAGUUUCAUCUUUGAUGUGUUUAACUAGGUAAAAGCGGUGAAAAUCAAGUUCAAAUGGAACCCUAGAUUAUGUUUGUGUUAAAAACUAUGAAUGCGAGUCGAAGUUCAUGUGGAGACUAACUGAACAUCAAAACGGACAGAAGGAAAUAACUGGAUUCGUCAGAAUUGUAGGUGUUAUUAUUGCACCAUCAGUAGCUAGCCCCAUCAAUAUCUAAAUGAAGACCAGAAAUGCCAUUAUAUAAGGACGUUUGACAAUUCUGAAGAUAAGGACAGAGGGUUGUUACAAGAAUCACCGGUAUCAACUCGAAUUCGAAGAGCUCGGGGAAUCAUGAACGGGCCCGUCGGAGAGGACCCCGAGGUGGUGGUCGACACGGGAGCUGGAAGAGCCAGUCGACACAUCGACAACAAAGAUAUUUCAAACCACCGAUCAGAAGAAAUGUUUGGGGGUGCUGACAAGGACCGUAAGAAGGGCCACCAGAACGGGCAUGCUAGCCCGGUCAGCAAUGGACCCAGCUCUCCUAUGAGCCCAGCUGCACAAAUACUCAACUUCGAGAACGAGGUUGGAGAGACACCACAACAGCGUGUGCAGUUCUUGUUGGGUGGCGAAGGAGAAAAUCAGAAAGAGACACCACCAGUCUACUCGGAAAUGGAGGAAUUGUUUUAUGACAAAGAGGGUCGAUUACUGGAAUGGAAAGAAACGGCGAGAUGGGUGAAAUACGAAGAGAAUGUCGACCACGGCGCCGGUAGAUGGAGCAAACCUCACGUUGCCACCCUGUCCCUUCACAGUCUCUUCGAACUCCGGAAGUUCAUCAGAAAUGGUGGAGUCCAACUCAACAUGGAGGCUGAGGAUCUCGAACAAAUCAUUGAUCUUGCACUGGACCAUCUGGUAGCCACAAACGUGCUGGAGGAGGACCAGCGAAUCAUCGCCCGUGAGGCCCUCCUUACCCGCCAUCGUCAUCACAAACAGAAGAAGAAGAAGGAGCCUGAAAACAAAGCCUACAAUAAAGGACGAAGGAAAAGCAGCAUGUUCCCCGGUAUGGACCGCAGUAUGUCCGAUAUUGGCCGCAGUCAGUCCACAGGAAACAACACAGUCAGCAUGGAACAAGAGGCACAAAUGAAGGAAGGAGAGAUGAGGAAAAACUCGAGCGCAAAUGCUUUGACGAAAAUGCCCGAAGGUGCCCGAACAGAGAGCAGAGGGUCUGUCGGAAGGGUCGGCACAUCGGAGAGUCUAGACCAGAAGGAGAAAGAAGUUAAAAAUGAGAAGGCCAAAUUCCUUCGAAAGAUCCCGGCCGGUGCCGAGGCCUCCAAUGUACUCGUGGGCGAGGUCGACUUCGUUGAGAAGCCCAUGGUCGCCUUCAUCCGCCUUGCCGAGGGUAAAAUCCUCUCCGAGAUCACCGAGGUGCCCAUCCCGACCCGCUUCGUCUUCCUCCUGUUAGGACCCCCUACAGAGGAUAAGAAGAAAUACCGUGAAAUCGGCCGUUGCAUGGCAACCCUUAUGACAGACGAUGUCUUCCACGAAGUAGCUUACAAAGCAAGAGAUAGGGAAGAUCUAUUAGCCGGUCUUGAUGAGUUCUUAGAACAGGUCACUGUACUACCCCCAGGUACGUGGGAUCCUAAUAUCCGUAUCGAACCCCCCAAGCAGACGCUAUCAUCUGAAAUGAGAAGACAAUCUCAGCACUUCAUCCAUCCCAGUGACGCAAUCAAGGAAGAAGAUGAUGACAAAUUUGAUCUUGCCAGAACAGGAAGAUUAUUCGGUGGUUUAAUCCAAGACAUCAAGAAGAAAGCACCGUUCUAUUGGAGCGAAUACUACCACGCCCUCAACAUCCAAUGCUUGGCAUCCUUUGUUUUCAUGUACAUCGCCUGUAUCACCCCCAUCAUCACAUUCGGCGGUUUGCUUGGUGAUGCCACGGAUGACUACAUUGCUGCUUUUGAGAGUUUGAUUGGAGCUGCCAUCUGUGGAGUUGCGUACCAUCUCUUCUCUGGUCAACCUCUUACGAUUAUCGGUAGUACGGGGCCUAUCCUCAUCUUUGAGACGAUCAUGUACCAACUUUGUGGGUCGUUUGGAAUUGAUUAUAUCUCGUUCCGUGUUUGGAUCGGAUUUUGGACUUGUGUGAUCUGCAUCAUCUUGGUGGCUACGGAUGCCAGUGCCUUGGUUCGAUACUUCACCAGGUUCACGGAAGAGGCUUUCUCGUCUCUCAUCUCGUUCAUCUUCAUCGUAGAAGCCUUUGAGAACCUGUUCGAGAUCAGUCACGAGUACCCGAUCAAGACUAAUGUGAAGAUCGGUGAGUACUUCGACGAGCACGCCAUGAACGUGACGGAAUGCAUGUGCGAGUACCAGAACGAGACCAUCGACCCAACUCACUACAACUGGACAGAGGUGACCGAAGAAGACUGUAAAGCCGUCAACGGAACCCUGACCGGAGACUGUGAAACCCACCACGAGCCCGUCCCCGAUGUCUUCCUGUUCUCCUGCGCGCUUUUCUUUGGCACCUUUGUCCUCGCCUAUGCUCUCAAGAACUUCCGCAAUAGCAACUUCUUCCCAACCAAGGUCCGCUACAUCAUCAGUGAUUUCGGUGUGUUCAUGGCUUUCUUGGCCAUGACUGGAAUUGAUAUCUGGGUGGGCAUCCCGACUCCUAAGCUCACCGUACCAGACACAUUCAGGCCUACUCGCCCAGACCGUGGAUGGGUGAUCCCACUCUUCAACAACCCCUGGUGGACUUACUUCGCCGCCAUCGUCCCGGCCCUUCUCUGCUCCAUCCUCAUCUUCAUGGACCAACAGAUCACGGCCGUCAUUGUCAACCGUCGCGAAAAUAAACUCAAGAAAGGAUUCGGCUACCAUCUGGAUCUCCUCGUCAUCGCCAUUCUCCUCUUCGUCAUGUCCGUGCUCGGUAUGCCGUGGUUCGUCGCCGCUACCGUUCUCUCUAUCAACCACGUCGACAGCUUGCGCGUCAUGUCGGAGACCACCAUCCCCGGAGAGCCUCCCAAGGUCGAAGGCUGCAGGGAGCAACGUGUUACCGGUAUCCUGGUGUUUGCUUUGAUUGGUGUAUCCAGUCUGCUAACUUCAGUUCUUAAGUUCAUCCCCAUGCCUGUUCUCUUUGGUGUUUUCUUGUACAUGGGUAUCUCAUCACUGCGUGGAGUUCAGUUCGUGGACCGUAUCAUGUUGUACCUGAUCCCGGCCAAACAUCAACCCGACUAUGUCUACCUUCGCCACGUGAAGCUAUGGAGGGUUCACCUCUUUACCCUGGUCCAGCUGACGUGUCUUGUUCUGCUCUGGCUCAUCAAGACAUCAAAGGCAUCAAUCGUCUUCCCUCUCAUGGUGUUGGCUGUUGUCUUCGUCCGUAAACUCAUGGAAUUCGUGUUCACUCAGUACGAGUUGAACGUACUGGAUGACGUCAUACCUGAAAGUCAAAAGCGCGCCAAGGACGACGAGGAAAAGAUUUUGGAGGAGGAACGCGAGCAGGUGACCCGCGCUCGCACAGGUACACUCACCAUCGCACUGGAGAGUGGUCAGACCUUGACUGUGCCCGCUGAGAAGGUGACGUACACCCCACGUGACUCGGAAAUGAACUCUGAAAUCGAGAACGCCAAGGCGCUGAGUAAGCUCAGCGGAUCGCCCCUACCCACUGUCCGCAACCGCCGUGCCGCGUCUAAAACAAUCAAGGACGUAGAAGCAAACCCAGAAGAAGGAAUCGAACUCCCAAGCGGUACCUCAAGUUUCGGCGUUCAGGCCGAUAUGGACGAUACGCGUUUUUAAAAGAAAAGAACGCGAAAAGGCCGUCAAUUUUAUGACGUAACAAUCAACCAAAUUUCGGGUGAUUUCAAGAUGGUCUUUGAAACCGACCUACCGUUCCGACUGGUUCAAUUUAAUUUUACAAUAAGAUGGUAGAAUCUAGGCCAAUAUGUUGGAUAUAUUUGGUGUGAUUGAGCCUUAUGUUGCCCUACAUGGUGACGUAAUCAGAGGGUAGCAUGUAGUUUACAGGUGAUGUAAACAAGUUUAAAUUUGCCACAAUACUUCUUGUAACGCGUAUAUCUCGUCAAAACACUUGUGCGCAUGUGCGUCAUAGAAAUUGCACCGAAAUCUUCAGUUGGCCUAUAUAAUGAUGGAAAUUCAAGAGGAGCUAUAAAAAUAAAGAGAAGGCUUAUUGUUCGAUUCUACCUUAGCAAUCACUUGAUGAGAAUUCUCCAACAUAGAUUACAAAUGUAAAUAUUACAAAAACAUGUGAUUAUCUUCAUACAGAAUUUCUUGAUUUUUAUAUAUGGAGGGGGUGAUAUAUGCAUAUAACCGUCUUCCAGAUUUAUAGAUUAAAUUCUUGAAAUGUAGGAUCACGUGUUUUGUGAUUUUAAAAUCUUGUAGAUUUCACAAAUUUCUAACAGUCUUCCGCGGUAAAAAGUAUUCAUUUUGUAUUCAUUUGCACGCGUGUGUGUGAAAAUAUAUUCAUCUCCUUUUAAAAAUAGAAAUACUGAAGAACCGAACAGAAUUGGGAGAGGGUGUGUCUACUUCCAUAAUAAAAUGCUAAGUAUUUGACAUGAAAUUGGAUUAUGGUGUGUGCUUUGCCUUUGCGGAUAAUUCCGUAAAAAAUGUAAUUUCACAUAUUCAAAAAUCACAAAUCUAAUGGUAUUCAUGAUUUAUGCUUAGCCAGCUAUCAACUCAGAAAGAAAUGUUAAUGAAUUCCUAUGCAUCUGUGCGUUUUUAAGUCUUUCUUCUGAUCAGUCUUUCAAAGCAAUCUUGAAUAAAUUUUCAAAGCAAUUUCGAAAUGAAUUUUAGUAAUGAACGCAAUGAUACAUUUGUAUAUUUUAUUCAAUAAUUACAUAAAUAAAAAAUAUUUUAUUCAAUAAUCGUUUAUCGUAAAU